Molecule: messenger RNA, 385 nt
Organism: Cooperia oncophora
Lineage: Eukaryota; Metazoa; Nematoda; Chromadorea; Rhabditida; Trichostrongylidae
Source: the annotation of a GenBank genome assembly
AUGCCCAAAAAGCGAUCUGAACCCGUCAUGUGCCCGAUAGGCUCAGUUGGCUUUCUUCCUGCGACUAUUGUUCAUACGAAUGAAAUACUUAUUGGCCUGGGUGAUGGAUACUUCGUAGAUACCACAGCAUAUCAUGCUGCAGAGAUCUUGAAAAGACGGAAAACUGUUGUGGAAGACAAUAUCGCCGAUCUACAUCAGCAUGAAAACAUAAUCACGCAGCAGAUUGCUUUUGCCAAAGAGAUUUUCGAGCAUCAAGGCAAUUCCGAUGAAGUGGAGAUUCGAGAAGAGUAUGACGAAGAGAAAGAAGAAGAGUUGAGAAAAAAGCGCAGAUCUAGGAUACCAGCAAAUCGUCCAGUUACCAAGACCGUAGCUGAUGUCAAAGCCG